AUGACCAUAGUGCCCCUUAUCCUUAUCUCCUCAUCCCAAACGCACAGGGCGUCGUCGCUUGCAUCGGGCUUGGGCGCGGCUUUUCCAGCGGCGGCUGCAGAAGCACCAAAGGGGAGGGGAGGCCACGACUCCAGGUUCGGGCGCAGGGAGGGGCUGCUUCCAAGGCGCGGAGCUGCCUCCCGGCCGCGGCUCCAAGGGGUAUACGGCUUGUUGUUAGACUUCGAUCUUUUUUCCAGCUUGCCAGACAGUGCGCCAAAGUCAUGGCAGCAGGGUAAAACUUUGCCAACUAAAGUUGUUGAUGACAUACAUAGCUUUGGGCUACUUCGGUUGAUUGAUUUCAUAGAUGAGCAUUGCAUGUGGGGUUCUAAGCAAUACAUAACCUUAUGGCGUGAUCUGGAAAAUGACUCAUUUGAGAUCAAAACUGAUGAACAUCUUUUAGAGUGGUUUGUACUCAAUGUAGACAAGGGGGUAGCUUGCAUCAAUGUCCAGAUAAAUGAUUUUGAUGGGCCAUUGCAGUUUUCACCAACCAAACGUAGGUGUCAUCCUAGUGUGAGGAGUAGAGUACACCUAAUUGAGGGGAGCACAAAUGAGGGAGGAGCACAAAUGAGGGAGGCACCACAAAUGAGAGCCACCACAAAUGAUGAUGAGGGGGUAGGAGAUGAUGAUAAGGGCAUAUUCUCUGAUAGCAGCUAUGACACUGAUUUAGCUGCAUUAUCUGACUCUGAUGAUGAUUGCUUUGACCUAGAGUUUGAUCCUGAUGAUGUGGAUCAGUGCAAGUCUGUAGUUACACAUCAUGCUAUCUUGCAUGACCAUGCUUUUAAGAUUGUGAAAAAAGAUCAAGAAAGAUUUAGAGCCAUAUGCAAGAGAGCUGAUAAGGGUUGUUUGGUCAUCAGUACUUAUGCGGGCAAGGGAAUUGAAGUUGUUGUUGAAGAUGUCUAUCCAGGAGUUGAGCAUAGAGAGUGUAUGAGGCACUUGUGGAAGAACAUGAAGAAAAGUUACACUGGCACUCUUUAUGGGAAGAAUAUGUGGGCAGUUGCCAAGAGCUUCACAACUGAUAAGUUCAACUUCUUCAUGAGGAACAUAGAAGAGAAGGAUCCAAGGGCACUUGAGUGGUUGGAUGAGAACCAUCCAUACAUAUGGAGUAGAAGCAAAUUCUCAGAAGACUGCAAGGUAGAUUACAUCAACAAUAACCUUUCUGAGAGUUUCAAUAGUUGGGUGUCAAAAACAGAGGAAUAUCAAAUUGUGGAAAUGCAUGACAAGAUAAGACAAAUGAUCAUCGAGAAAUUUGUCUUGAGAUCAAAGAAUGCUAGAAAGAUGACUGGAAAAAUAAUCCCAGAUAUUAUCAAAGAUCUGAAUGCUAAAUCCAAGGCCAUUAAGGACCAUGAUGUCUUAAUUUGUGGGCCUGGAAAAGCAGAAGUGGACAGUCAACAGAUUCAGGCAUGCCGUUAA
Molecule: messenger RNA, 1449 nt
Organism: Miscanthus lutarioriparius
Lineage: Eukaryota; Viridiplantae; Streptophyta; Magnoliopsida; Poales; Poaceae
Source: the annotation of a GenBank genome assembly